AGCCGGCUGCUCGAGUCGUUCGCGUAUCGCAGUUCGCAAAAUCAGCUGAUAGUGUUCGCCGCGUUUUGCUCGCGUCUGUAUCUUGUUGUUUGCACUUGGAUUUUUCACCGGUUCACCAAAAAAAUCGCGAAAAUGGCAGAGAACAGUGAGUUCUGUGACUACAGGAGUCCCCUGGCCACGCGUUAUGCCUCCAAGGAGAUGCGUUUCAACUUCAGCGAUCAAAACAAAUUCAGCACGUGGCGCAAACUCUGGAUUUACCUCGCCAAAGCCGAAAUGAAUCUGGGCUUGGCCAUAACACCUGACCAAAUCGCGGAGAUGGAGGCGCACAUCAACGACAUCGACUUCGAGGCGGCUGCCAAGGAGGAGAAGGCGACCAGACACGACGUCAUGGCUCACGUUCACGUUUUUGGAAACCAGUGCCCCAAAGCCGCCCCCAUCAUCCAUCUCGGAGCCACUAGCUGUUAUGUCGGUGACAACACCGACCUCAUCAUUUUGCGCGACGGCUUCGACAUACUCCUGCCCAAGCUCGGCGCCGUCAUCCGUCGUCUGGCCAAGUUCGCCCUGGACAACCGCUCUAUCCCGACGCUCGGUUUCACCCACCUGCAACCUGCCCAGCUGACCACCGUCGGCAAGAGGGCUACCCUCUGGCUUCACGAUCUACUCAUGGACGAGCGCGCGAUUCGCAGAGCUAGGAACGAUCUCCGCUUCCGAGGCGUCAAGGGCACCACUGGUACCCAGGCUUCGUUCUUGCAGCUCUUCAACGGUGACGGCGAGAAGGUGAAGAAGUUGGACGAGCUCGUGACGAAAAUGGCAGGCUUCGAGAAGCGCUACCCCGUGACCGGUCAGACCUACAGCCGGAAGGUCGACCUCGAGUGCUUGAACGCUCUGAGCUCUCUGGGAGCGACGGUGCACAAGAUCUGCAGCGACAUCAGGAUCCUCGCUAACAUGAAGGAGAUCGAGGAGCCGUUUGAGUCGACGCAGAUCGGCUCCUCGGCGAUGCCCUACAAGCGCAACCCGAUGCGUAGCGAGCGCUGCUGCAGCAUAGCCCGCCACCUCAUGACCCUUGUCAACAACACCCUGCAGACCGCCGCCAACCAGUGGAUGGAGCGUACCCUCGACGACUCGGCCAACAGGCGCAUCACCCUCCCCGAGGCCUACCUCUCGGCCGACGUCAUCCUCAUGACGCUGCAGAACAUCACCGAGGGCCUUGUCGUCUACCCUAAGGUCAUCGCCAGGCACAUCGCCCAGGAGCUGCCCUUCAUGACCGCCGAGAACGUAAUCAUGGCGAUGGUCAAGGCUGGCGGUGACAGACAGGUCUGCCACGAGAAGAUUCGCGUGCUCUCGCACGAGGCGGGUGCCCAGGUGAAGCAGCACGGCAAGGACAACGAUCUGAUCGAGCGUAUCCGUCGCGACAAGUACUUCGAGCCUAUCCUCGGUCAACUGGACGCCCUCCUGGAACCGUCCACCUUCGUCGGCAGGGCACCCGAGCAGGUACUCGAGUUCCUUCAAGAGGAGGUCUACCCGGUCCUGGCCAACUACGAGGGCAAGGACGUGUCGCCCGUCGAACUCAGCAUUUAGACUCGAAUCGCCGAGACUUUUUUUACCGAAAUAUCGUAUAUUUUUUCGACGCAUUUUUGUUACACUACAUUGCUCUUAAAGUAAAAUCGUGGCUAGGCCGAUGUAGAAGUCAAAGUCAUGCGCUACUUUUUUUAUCAAUGCUUUUUAUUGAACAUUUUUCGCUUGUAUAAUAUGUAAAUAAACGGUUUUGCGCUUUUCGUCAAAUCGAACGAGUGAGUUUGUAUAACAAUAAAUGUCUCUUGCGAGCGUGAGCGAACAAAAUACAGAUUGUGUCCAACACAACGAAUAAAUUUGUACAUCAAUUGUGUGUGAGAAAGAA
Messenger RNA from Nasonia vitripennis (jewel wasp), 1897 nucleotides. RefSeq names its product adenylosuccinate lyase (gene Adsl). Gene Ontology annotation, cellular component: cytosol. Gene Ontology annotation, molecular function: (S)-2-(5-amino-1-(5-phospho-D-ribosyl)imidazole-4-carboxamido) succinate lyase (fumarate-forming) activity; N6-(1,2-dicarboxyethyl)AMP AMP-lyase (fumarate-forming) activity. Gene Ontology annotation, biological process: 'de novo' AMP biosynthetic process. Bases 133 to 1578 code for a protein of 481 amino acids. The record is from RefSeq and is a predicted model, not a curated record. The transcript is spliced from 6 exons. NCBI's taxonomy places the organism in Eukaryota, Metazoa, Arthropoda, Insecta, Hymenoptera, Pteromalidae.